Messenger RNA from Seminavis robusta, 995 nucleotides. NCBI's taxonomy places the organism in Eukaryota, Bacillariophyta, Bacillariophyceae, Naviculales, Naviculaceae. The record is from the annotation of a GenBank genome assembly.
AAGCAGCAAACGGCAAAGCAAAAACACCACAAAGUGGCCAAGCAUCGAAGAUGCAAGACACUUCUCUCCCUUCUUGAUGCUGGAGCUGCUGUGUUGCAGGCAUUCAAAGUUCAUCGCACAAAUCUUGCAACCCAAUUAUCAAAGCUUCAGUAAUCUAAAAAUCGUUCAUGUCCAACCUAUACUUCAAGAACCACGCACGUCGAUCCUUGUCUUUGGGAGACAUCAACGAUGAUCAAUUUUCAUCUUUCGAAUCUGUCGAUGCAUCUCUUUCGUCAUUGUCGGCUCCUCAUGUCUCGAUCAUCCAUGCCAACUCUCGAUUCCGUGGUCCUUCACUGAUGAGCUGCCACGACAGUCGCAUUCAAGAGUUCAUUCCGAAAGGAGCCAACUUUCUUCCCACGGAUUCUGACGAGUCUGACAAAGCAGAAAAAGAGGAACCGUUCUUUUGCAUUUCCUGGCACUACACAACCACCGCCACACACGUAUCACCACGUGUGGGCCGAGACUGCAGUUUUCAAUCCAAUUGCUCCAUUACCGUUGACGAUUUGGAUGACUUGGAUGAGCUUGGGGUUUCCCUGGCGCCCUUGGACAGAGCACUCAACGUUCGCCGGCAUAGUAGUAGUGUUUCCAGGAAACAACAACGAGAAAGCGAUCCUAUCCUUGCGGGCUUUGUAUACCAACGACUGUGCACGUUCUCUCGCAACCUGUAAACCAUUGGACAACUCUUGUCGGGACAACGAGAGAUUGCAUAAAAUCAUACCGACGUUCCUUUCUAUAGCAGCCAAGCGGCAACAGAGGAAGAACCAUCAUUGACACUGGAUGGUGGUUGGGAAACAAAAGAUUCCCUCUUUUGCGUCUUGGAGCUGAGACAGCCAAUCUGCUGGCUCGUUAAGAAACGCAAGGAUACAUCGAUAGAAUAGAUAGAUGUAUGAAUAGUAUGUAUGUAAAGAAGAGAUAAAAUACCGGUACAGUACAUUUAAUGAUUCAAUCAAGAGCGC